AUGACUAAAAGAGUAGGUGGUAAUGAACUUGGAGUUAUUCUAGGUUAAGGUGAAAAUGGAAUGUAAUAUUCUUGUUUUAUAAUAUUAAUCAAGUGCGACUAAUGUCAAAACUAAAUAAGAAUUUGCUAUUAAGAUUAUUGAUAAAGAAAAAAUCAAGAGAGAAGAAUUAAUUGAAAGUCUUAAAAAAGAAAUUCAUAUACUAAUGAUCAUUAAUCAUCCUAACAUCAUAAAAUUAAUAGAAGUACAUUUAUAUAUCAAAAUUAGGUACUUUCAAGCAAAACGAAGAUUUAUCUAGUAUUGGAAUGAAUAAAAGGUGGAGAAUUUAUGAUAAGAAAUAAUAAAUAUAUUCUAGAACUAUAAAUGUGAAAAUAUUUUAGAUAAAUUAUAAGAGCUAUCCGAUACUGUUAAUCUAAAUCUAUAGAGAUCUCAAUCCAGAGAACAUUUUCAUUUGCAACCAAACAGAUUAAAUAAAAAUCAACGAUUUUGAACUUAGCUCUCUUUUUCAAGAUCCAAGUAAUCUUAAUAAUGAAUUAUACACUACAUGUGGUACUAUACAUUAUUUAGCUCCAGAAGAGAUUUAAUCUUCUGGGUAUGAUGGACAUAAAGCAGAUAUUUGGUGA
Paramecium sonneborni is the source of this 620-nucleotide messenger RNA. The record is from the annotation of a GenBank genome assembly. Lineage: Eukaryota; Ciliophora; Oligohymenophorea; Peniculida; Parameciidae.